AUGGCCGUAUCAGCCGUCGAUCUGGAUGAUUUCCAGAUGCGCAUAGACGAUGGUCAAACCCAGCUUAACACACAUCCCUUGCCACCUUUGGCCGAAGAAGUCACAGUUAAUACCGGCGCUUCAUCACCUAACACAUCUAAAGGGCAUCUAUCUUCACCAGAUUUAACAUCAAGGGAUUCACUCGGACAGACCAGCAGACAAGAUCGUCACAAUGACUGCAAAGUCCGAUGGUUCACUCAUGAGAAGACCAAACAUACCAGGAGUUCCAUGACACCGACUAAAGCAUCACCGAACGGUAUAGAGAAGAGGAAGUCUAGCGGGAAAAGGAAAACGAAAGCCACCGAUGCCAGACUUUCCUCAGAACUCGACCGCCUUCUCGUCGGUGACGGCCCGUCCGCCUCGCCACAACAGGACCGCUCCCUACACCGCAUCCAACAUCCCCUCCGUGCCGUACUCCACAGCCUUCCCGGGUUUAUGUUUGAUGAAGAGCUUGAUAACAUCAAAUUCCGCAAGCAUCAGCGUGUGCUGGUUGGCGUGGAGGGUCUGAUGAUGGAUGGAGGAAAAGACGCCGCGAAGGAAUGGCUGGAGAAAUUCCUCCUGUUGAUCUUUGAGACAAAGGCCGAGGUGCUUAAGCGUUACCCAAUGUGCAGAGAGCUGGACGAUGUCCCUUUGGGAUUUAUUACUUUGGCGAAGGAUGUUGAGACGAUUAUCAACAACCUGCCUUACGACCCCGCACUCAAGAUUCGGCGAACCAUGGAGCGGCGCCUUUGCCAGAGCUACGAUAUGCGCAGGCUUGUUGAAUGGACUAUUAGAGCGCGCUGGCGCUUCCUGCAAUCUAAGCCCAAAAUCGUGCCUGGAUUUGGAGCUUUUGGGCAGAAGAGCAGUUGCGAGGGGACAGAGUUAGAGAAACGUCUUUGGGCAGCAGUCGAUGCUAGAGGGAACAACACGGCUAAAACGCAUAAUGAUUAA
Messenger RNA from Colletotrichum truncatum, 969 nucleotides. RefSeq lists its product as uncharacterized. The record is from RefSeq and is a predicted model, not a curated record. Lineage: Eukaryota; Fungi; Ascomycota; Sordariomycetes; Glomerellales; Glomerellaceae.